AGAUCCAGACUGACAGAACGUGUGGUGUUGGUGUGUGGGAGCCCUUCCCAAAAGACUCGUCAUACUGGAAAUCUCAAACACUGGGGGCCAAGCACAGCAUGACUGCACAGCAACUCACAACAACCGUGUGACGGGACAAACUUCACAAGCUGGAACGCAACUGGAAACUAAGAGCAGACCUGCCAGAGUCAGAAUGAGCGCUUCAGACGAAGCAAUGGAGAUCCUCCAGAACGUCUGGACCAAACUGCAGGCCCUUCCUCAAGCCCACCCGUUCACGCAGACGGCCUUCCUCAUCAUCCUGCUGUUCUUCUUGACGUUCAUCGCUCUGUUCGUGACCGGAUGUGUUUACGGCCGCUGCGGCUGCUGCGCGUCCAGCACCAAGAACAGAGUCUCGGCCGUCUGAAGCGUGGGACUCCACGACGGGCUCAAAUAAAACUGGCUUUGGAUUUGACUGCUGUGAUACCACACGGUGUUAACAUUCAGCCGGUGAAAAUGCCUCACACCGCAAAAGCCGAACGCAGACAACACUCGCCGGAAGAGCGAGAAGAGCUUUAAACGCAGUGUUUUUGAGAAAAACGCUUCCCUUAAUUAUGAACGUCCCAAAUGAACGCAAAACUCCCGGCCUCUGUCAUUAUGGGACAAAUGCUGCCCUCUGGUGUUUGUUUACACAACUAGAGAUGAAGAAAAGAUGAGGGGGACAGUUUUGUGUUGAUCAAAGAAUCCCGUUAUUACAGCGUUCACAGGAAUAUUAGGCAACUGUUUCCAACAUUUAUAAUAAUACAUGUUUCUUCAGCGUAUUAGAAAGAUUUCUCAUGCGACACCGAAGACUGGAGGACUGUGAUGCUGAAAAUUCAGCUUUGCGUUACAUUAUAUAUUACUAACAGAAAACAGUUAUUCUAAAUUGUAAUAAUACUUGUCGAUAUUACCGUCUCUGCUGUAUUUUUUUAUGAAAUAAUGCAGCCUCGGUAAGCGUAAGAGACAUUUCAAACAUACGUUUUUGCAUUAUUCGCGAAUUAAAUGUAAUAUUGUUGACUUGAUUCAACUAUCAAGAUAAAUGAAGGUUAUGUCGGUAACGCUUCGAAUCAAACAAAGAACGACACAUUUGUUACAGUUUUUAUUCAUCUUUGAUAGCGUUCAUUGAUUAAAAUAAUAGUCGUUCGGUGUUAGUUCAUGUAAAUGUAAUUUUAAUAAUGCAUUGGCAAUCUCAGUCCAUUUUAACUAAUGUAGUUAAGUGAUGAACCUUAUUGUAAAGUGUUAACGUCAUGCUCUAUAAUAUGAAAAAACCCGGAGCUGAAUCUGGGUGAAAUAAAAUGGAAACGAUCGAAUA
Molecule: messenger RNA, 1327 nt
Organism: Puntigrus tetrazona (Sumatra barb)
Lineage: Eukaryota; Metazoa; Chordata; Actinopteri; Cypriniformes; Cyprinidae
Gene: smim5
Product: small integral membrane protein 5
Exons: 3
Coding region: 194-403 (69 amino acids)
Source: RefSeq, a predicted model, not a curated record